UGGGUCUACGUCAUUAGUUUACAUGUGUGAGUAUUGUGUUUAGCAAGUAUUUUUUGGUAUAUCACAUUAAUGUUUUGGUAUUAUACGCGGCGAUGUCUUCAGCUUCACAAAGAGGAGUUUCAAUCAGCUUUGUCCUCCAGCUUAACGACAAAGAGAGGUGGAGCGCGUGCGCAGACUGCCGGACAAACCUGCAAUGAUCUGCAGAGAACAACAGAUGCUCCACAGCCACACGUCUGUAACGGCGAGGAGUUCCAGCAACCCUGGAACCUGCUGAAGAGCUUCAGUCCUGAUCAGGACGAACUAGAACCUCCAAAGGUCAAGGAGGAGCCUCAGGAUCUGUCCAGCAGUCAUGGUGGGGGGCAGCUUGUGCUGAAACAGGAGACUGACACGAUGGUCCACUGCAAGUCUGAAUGUGAGGAAAUGAUUCAAACAGUCAUCAUUCAGCAUGAAGACCUCUCACAAGAGAGAAAAGAGGUUCUCGCUGAUGACCAGCUGUUCAAGCAGAAGUGGGAAUCGUAUCUGGAUCACAAGGAAGCAGAACCUGCACACAUUAAAGAAGAGCAGGAGGAGAGCUGCUGCACUCAGAGGGGAUUUCAGACCAGGCUGAAGGAGGAAACUGAUAUUUUCAUGGUGACGGUUGACUAUGAAGAAAGUGAUGAAUCUGUGCCAGAGCCCAGCAGUGAGGAGCUCCUGUCUCACAGCCCUGAUGGAUCUGAAAGACGAGCUCUGCAUGCAAACCAUCAUGUCAAGCCAGGAUUCACAGAAAGUGCUGGGCUGGAUCCAGGCAGGAGACCUUACAGGAACCAGCAUCCCACUAUGGUCACGGUGGAUGACUGUUCUUCAUCAGAGAUUCGCUUCAGCAUAGAUUCAGUGAAAAAAACAUUUGCGUGUGACGUUUGUGGAAAAGCUUUCAAAAAGAAGUCCUUAAUCACGCAGCACGUCAUAAUCCACUCUGGCGAAAAGCCGUUCGACUGUAAAACCUGUGGAAAAAGUUUCAGCCGAAGCGGAAAUUUUACCAUCCACAUGAGAACUCACACAGGUGAGAAGCCCUUUUCGUGUGAAACCUGCGGGAAGUCCUUCACCGACAGUUAUAGUCUGACAAUCCACACGAGAACGCACACGGGUGAGAGGCCGUAUUCGUGUAAAACAUGCGGAAAACGCUUCAGUAGAAGUUGCAAUCUCACCAUACACACGAGGACUCACACAGGCGAACGGCCGUACUCAUGCGAAACGUGCAGUAAAAGCUUCACCGAACGUUACAGCCUGACUAUCCACAGGAGAACUCACACAGGUGAGAGGCCGUAUUCAUGUGAAACCUGUGGAAGAAGCUUCAACUGCAACAGCAGUCUGACCGCCCACACAAGAACCCACACAGGCGAAAAGCCGUAUUCCUGUGAGACGUGUGCCAAGAGGUUCAGCCGCAGGAGCAAUUUAAUUGUGCACAUGAGAACUCACACAGAUGAAAAGCCGUACUCCUGCAAUUUAUGUGACAAAAGUUUCACCAGAAGGGAAGGAUGGCUGAUCCACAAGCAGAUACACUCGUGUGAGAAAUCCUACUCUUGUAAGAUUUGUGGAAAAACUUUCAGUCAAAGUUGCGGGUUAACUGUCCACAUGAGAAGUCAUAUGUGAUCAGCUGUUGGAGUCUACUCUGGAUAAUUGAGUGCAAAGAAAGAUUAGAAAUUAAGCUUUACCCUUACUGUGUUUUUAUACAUUACCAAAAUGUUUUAUCAUAAAAAAUUUUUAUUUGAUCCUAAAUUAUUUUGUACAUUUUAAAGACUUUAAAUCCCACUGUGUGUCUUGAUAAAUGCCCGAAUAUCAAAGCAGUUCUCCUGCAGCAAUUUCAUUGUUGGUGCUGAAAAACAGAAAAUUGAUGCAAACGUGGAUGUUUAGUAAAACGGAUUUGCACGUUUAUAAAAUUAGAUACUUCCUAAAAAAUAAUAAUAAAUUGGCUAAAACUAUGUUACAGUUGUCAAACUUAUGUUCAAUGAAUGUAUGUAAAUAAAAUAUUUUUAUCAUUUUAAUUGUCUGUAGAUAUAAAAAGUUUAAAUUUUUUAUUUUUAUCUGAUUCUUCCAACCAAACUAGACCAGAUUUUUACAUUUGUAAAACUGACUUUCACUUGUCAUCUGAAAGCACAUUUUUCUGUCAAAUACAUUUUUAUAUUUGAGUUUUUUUUCCUUAUGCGCUAAUCUCCCUUUACGGAAGAUAAUAAAAAAAGUUAUUAAUUUGAUUCUUGGAAGUUAAGAAAUCUGCCUGAGUGUAAGUGCAGUAACUUCUGUUCACCAGCAGAUGGUGCCAGAGUGAACGCAUACCGACUAAUAUUCGGUGUCAAUGGAAGAGACCAAAUAGUCUUUUAAGAAUUCAAAUCUAUUUUGAAAUUUUUUAUGUUUAUAACACAAAUAAACAAAAACAACCCAAUGACAUUAAAGAAAAAAUAUUUGGCAUCGAGACAUACCAUUGAGGCCAGACUCUAAAAAAGUUUUUUUUUUGGUCUCAGCAUAAAUAGUACUCAGAAUAAUCUUUUUAAGACUGAGAAAAUUAAUAAGUAAAGUAUUUCUGCUUGAAACAUUUAGUUAAAACAAACAUGUUUCUUUUUAAACUUAACAUAUAGCAAUUUUUUAAAACUAAAACAAAGAAAACUAUCUUAAUGUUUGAAUAAAAAGUUAAAGUUUUUAAUUUUAGAUCAUGGAUUUUCAUUUAUUCUAAUGUAUUCAAUGAUUGUACAUACAA
Molecule: messenger RNA, 2728 nt
Organism: Oryzias latipes (Japanese medaka)
Lineage: Eukaryota; Metazoa; Chordata; Actinopteri; Beloniformes; Adrianichthyidae
Biological process (GO): regulation of transcription by RNA polymerase II
Cellular component (GO): nucleus
Molecular function (GO): RNA polymerase II cis-regulatory region sequence-specific DNA binding; DNA-binding transcription factor activity, RNA polymerase II-specific
Source: RefSeq, a predicted model, not a curated record